This is a messenger RNA of Oikopleura dioica, 1293 nucleotides long. NCBI's taxonomy places the organism in Eukaryota, Metazoa, Chordata, Appendicularia, Copelata, Oikopleuridae. The record is from the annotation of a GenBank genome assembly.
AUGGCGGACUUGGCUCAACAGUUGGAGGCGGAGGCCAUGGCUGAUAUGUUCAACAAAAUGGUCGAUUCCUGCCACUACAAAUGCAUUGCGCAAAAUUACAAAGAAGGAGAAAUGAAUAAGGCCGAAUCGGUGUGUGUCGAUCGAUGCUCUCUCAAAUAUAUGGAAAUGCACGUACCGGGGCAAGAAAUGAAGUUCCGACCGGGUUUUCGCCCGGAAUUCCGCGGCCCAGCGCCUCCUCGUAAUCAGGGACCUCGUGGACCACGGCCACAAGCCUUUAUUCCUCAUAUUCCUUUUGACUUUUACAUGAGUCCGGAUAGUUUUCCAAUGGCUGUUGAUCCCGAGUGCGAAGCCGCGCGUGAUCUCCAUCUCGAAGAAUGUCUCAUUCAAAAGAACGACGACUUGCUUCCCACCGAAACGCUUUGCCGGGAACUCGCCUUGCUCGCCAACAGGGUUUGUUCUGCGCUGGAAGAGUUGAUCGUCAACCCUGGAGAAGGAUGCCCUGGAAUCGAAGACGUCAAAGUAGUGGGAAGCUUCAAGAAAGGAACGAUGCUCAACGGAUCAGUAACGGCCGAUGUCGUCGCUCAAUUGCGAUCGCUUCCGACUCACGAAGUCGUGCAGCGAUUAUCGCGCCGUGUGCUCGAAGAAAUGCGUGCUAUCGCCGGUUACACGCCAGUUACACUUCUCCCAAAUGAAAACGGUUUUGAAAUUUCGUCGACGGAUUGCUCUGUCCGAGUGAUGGUCGGUACAGCGCCGGAGAACUUGAACAAACUCGAGCCAGGACUGCACUUGGAAAAGAAGCACGUUUCCAAAGCGGUAGAAGCGGUCAAACAUGCGAAUUGGUUCGAAAUCGAGGCGAGUGACAACACGAUCAGAACGCUCGUCAGAAUAGUCAAAGAUCUCAAGUCGCGCUACAGAGAAAUGGACGCUCUCUCGCCCUGGAUGAUCGAUUUGCUGUGCCACCACGCGGUUCUCUCAAAUCCUCUUGGAGAAUCACUCCCUCUUCCAAAAGCUUUCAGAAGAUUGAUUCAAGUCCUCGCUGGUGGCAUCUUCCUCCCUGGCUCUGUUGGUCUAACCGAUCCCUGCGCUUCCGGCCCCUACAGAAUCCACACGACGCUUUCUCUCGAAGAACAAGACCAAAUUUGCAUGAUCGCACAGACGUUACUACGCGCACUAGCUCACGGUGCAGUGAAGCGUGUGCUUGGAAUGGAAGAGGAAGGAGUGAUCAAUGAUGUUCUUUUGCUGGAAGAAGUGACGGUCAUUCCGUCGGAGAGGGUUUUCAUGGGCAAGGCGUAG